UUACCCGGGUUUGCUGUUUGGUUGCUUGGACACGAAUCACUCAAUCCCUGCACAUUUGUUAGCUUGUUAGCCUAGCCAGGUUUGGACAUGCAAGUGAUAGCUGUGUCCACGAUAGACACCUUUAAAAUCCCUUUUAUAAUUCCAGUACUGUAAUGACGUUCAUUUGCGUUGUAAUGCUGAUUGCUAACAUAAUUCGAGUUUAGUUAGCCAGUAGCCACUUUGCCUUUGGAGUUUGGAUUAUUUGACGCAAAAAAACAACCAACAAUGAAUGGUUCUGGCCAUUUAGAGUAGGCUAACGUUAACGUUAACUUUUCUUGAGGAUCUAUUAAUCCACCAACUGAUCAAAUUUAAGUGCAUCUGACUGAUUUCAUACAACACAUACAGAGCACCAGAUUCCUUUUCAGACUCGGGUUUCUCCCCUCAAUCAGAUGUCGUUCUGCUUGGCUGAGCUGCACUUGUGGUCCUCCAGGAGCACCUUGCAUGUCAAAGACACGGAUAUUGGCACGUACCAGUUUUAUGACAAAGGCGAGCCAGCUGCCCUGCCGGCUCACCAUUACUUCGGCGAGAAGCAGCAGUUUUUGGAGAGUCGAGGUUACCCAUGGGCCCUGAAGAACCGACGUCCGGAGAGGCUCCGCGACUCCCUCAAGGAGCUCGAGGACCUGCUGCAGGCCGCGCCCUGUGUCUGCUCCAGAUGGAGGACCAAGCAGUGCUGCCAGCUGUUGCUGAGUUCAGGGGUGCUGGUGACCCUUUCGGUGGUUGGGGGCCAGUUGGAGCGAGUAAGCAUAGACCGAGCCCUGCUGGGCCGUCUGCCCGCCGACACCAUCAGCCACGCUGUCAUCACGGACAAGCUUUUUUUGCUCACCUUUGUGGAAAAGAACCAGGUGUGCCUGGUUCACAUGGCCAAGAAGACCCAGGGUUCCCCUGAGUCCAGUCGACGCGUGGACAAGCUCUCUCCAUCAGAGAUUAAGGUUUCGAGCGUGGUGCUGCCCAGUGGAGCGGGUCGGCGCCUGGGCCGGCGCGUGGGGCUGAGUCGCUCGCAGGACGUGGCCGUGUGCUGGUGGCCGGCGCCUAACGAUGAGGAGGCCCGGCCUUGGUCUCCACUCCCCAGCGAGGCCGACAGGGCCAACCUGGUUCUGCUCAGCUGCUCUGACCCCGCGGGCCUCAAGGUGCUGAGCUGUGUGCGUACCCAGGGCGACCCACUGGACUGCAGCUUUAGCCUGACUCAGCCGUACCAGCUGCUGACGGUUGAGGUGCCCGCGGACGCCCCCUCGGGACCUGACGCCUCAGUCACCACGGUCACGGCCCUGAGCGCCACUUACGAGAGCGCCCGCGGCCGCCUGCAGCGCCUGUCCGUCCAGCGGCUGACCCUCCCCUCCCGGCCAAUCAGCUGCGCACGCGACCCCUCCGAGAGCCGCCUCCUGCUGGGCCUGAGCGACUCGUCGCUGGUGCUGCGCGACUGGGGCCACGCCAGGCUCUCGCUGCGUGUCCACUGCCCCAUGCUGCCCAGCCUGUGCGCCUGGCACCCGGCGGGGGCCCUCCUGGUGGUCGGGGGAGGCCAGGGCGAGCUGCAGUGCUUCGACCUGGGCCUGGCGCCCCUACCCCUGCGGCUGCUGGACGAGGAGCAGCCCUGCCGGUCCCCGGGCCCUAGCCUCCAGCUGUGCCGCCACCUGAGGGCCCCCGGGGGUCUGGUGGGGCUGCAGUGGGCUGCCGCCCAGUGGGGCAGUCAGGCGGCGGGGGACGGGGGGCUGGAGGUCCAUGACCUGCUGCUGCUCAGCUUCCAUGGAGGACCCGUGGCUGCACUGAGGCUGAAGCUGGGCGCACUGACGAGCGGUCAGCUGGGUCCGGUGGAGCUGGUUCUGCAGCGGCUGCGGCACGGACAGGUGGACGAGGCACUGGGCAUCCUGGCAGCGCUGGACUGGGGUGUGGCGGGCGGCGAGUGCUACCGUGCCCUGAGUGCCGUCACCGAACACCUGCUGAGGCUGCCGCUGGACGCCGAGCGCGAGGCCCACCUGGAGGCCGCUCUGGGUGUGUUCUACGCUCCGUCUCGGCCAAUGUCCGACACAGUGGUUCUGGAGUUCAGGGAGCCCAUCAGCAGAUAUGCCCGUCGCUUUUUCCACCACCUGCUCAGGCACCAGCGGUUUGAAAAGGCCUUCCUCCUGGCUGUGGACAUUGGGGCGCGAGACCUUUUUAUGGACAUCCAUUAUGUAGCACGCGAUAAGGGGGAAUUGGUGCUGGCAGACGUGGCGAAGAAGAAGGCUAAUGAAAUCGAUGCGGAGUCGCUAACAUCUGGCUGGGAGGGUCAGCAGUCCGUGUUUGGCGACGGGAACGGGGUGUGUCCUCCUGCGCUAGAGACGAGAGGACAGACGGACAGACCGCAGGACGGUGGGAUGGAACAGAAGUCGAGCGUCGAGGGGAGGGGUCACGUCCUGACACGAACGUCACAAGACAGACCUCCAUUAUCAGGCAUUGCACGGAGGUCCAAGGUGAACAAGGAGCUGGAGGAGGUGUUUGCAGGUGAUCAGACCUGGCCAUGGAAACAAACAGAAAUUAAUCUUGUUGACCAAAAUGAUCAGGCGGCCGAGGACACAGGAACACUCAAGGUUAUUCACUUUGGAUUAGUAUGAACGCAAACUUCAGCUCGUUAUGGUUUUAACCCAACUGUGCUGUUAUAAGGAAAUAUGUUGAUGAGUUCAAGGCUUUAUAUUUGUGCAAAGGGAAGUUGCAAAGGGAAAUGCAUCCGAAGACAGCAUGUCUAAUUGGAUCAGUCAUUGUGAACAUUUUUUUAUAUAUAUAUAUCAAAACAGGAAAACUGACUGUGUAUACUGUACAAGGAAAAAUAAUUGUACUGUCUGUAUGGCAAGCUCUGCCUCUUAUAA
Molecule: messenger RNA, 2876 nt
Organism: Alosa sapidissima (American shad)
Lineage: Eukaryota; Metazoa; Chordata; Actinopteri; Clupeiformes; Clupeidae
Product: WD repeat containing planar cell polarity effector
Exons: 18
Coding region: 429-2624 (731 amino acids)
Biological process (GO): nervous system development; establishment of protein localization; cilium organization
Cellular component (GO): axonemal basal plate
Source: RefSeq, a predicted model, not a curated record